AUGAAAAGCGUUGUUGCUUACGCUACGCUUUUAGAGCUGCCACUGAAGUCAGCCGUAGGCACAGACGCCCCGAAUAACGACGAAAGACUUCCGUUUGACCCGGAACGCUUGUGUGCAGUCGAAGCGACAGUGGGAAGCAUAGAAAUCCAGAACAAGCUUAACCAGUUAAUCGCGACGAAGAAAAGACUUGCUCAGUUGCAAGAAGCAGUGAAGAAGUUGGAAACCGAUAAAUACUUGCUGGGUGGUCGGAUGGCGUCGCUCUCUGGAGACGGGGGUAGUCAAGCGGCGGCAAACGGGGGUCGUUCUUCAAAUUUACCACCGAUGUUUCCUGCGGAGACGGCAGUCGAUAAAGUCGGUCCGUACGUACGCUUUACGUAUAAGUUGCGUGACGCGUCUUCGUUUUAA
Soboliphyme baturini is the source of this 405-nucleotide messenger RNA. The record is from the annotation of a GenBank genome assembly. NCBI's taxonomy places the organism in Eukaryota, Metazoa, Nematoda, Enoplea, Dioctophymatida, Soboliphymatidae.